AUGUUAGUAUUGAAAAACAUGUUCCUUGACAAAAUAAAACCAACUACAGAAAUAAACGACGCAAGACUGAAAGAUUGGGUAAAAGCUUUCCCAUUCACAAAAGAUAUAGUUGGUAACAUGGAAAGAAAACCAGAAUGGCUACAAAAACAUAUAUUUGGAAACGAGCUUAUUCCAUAUGGACAGGCACUGUUUGAAGAGCUUGAACCGGAAACUCAGGAAAGAGUCAUGCAAACAAUACGCGAAGACUCAAAUACAGACUAUGACAAACUCUUUCUAGGAUAUAGGUUACCUGAGAUGGGCGACCAGAGCCAAAAGGCAAAAAGGACAUGGGAAAUUUGCAACAUACUAGAUGAACAUAAUGCAAAGAUGCAACAACUUCAAGCAGAGGGCAAUGAAGGAAAAAGAAGAGUUAAAAACUCAGUCAGGAAGAAAGUAAAGCUUGGUCCACGUGGGUUCUAUUAUGACAUAUAA
Messenger RNA from Trichomonas vaginalis G3, 471 nucleotides. RefSeq names its product protein of unknown function, DUF4106 family. Bases 1 to 471 code for a protein of 156 amino acids. The record is from RefSeq and is a predicted model, not a curated record. The transcript has a single exon. NCBI's taxonomy places the organism in Eukaryota, Parabasalia, Trichomonadida, Trichomonadidae.